UCGGGUUGCUGCUUGUGCUGCCUUGACCGGGGUUUGUUGUGUUGUUUGCGCUCUUCCAUCAGUCUUUUAGUUGCUGUUAAACGAGCGAGUGUGUUGGCAAUUUUUUCCAUUCCUCUUGAACAUUGAAUUGUGUGAGCUUAAAAUAUUCUGUUGCUCGGCGCUGGGUUGUUGUUAAUAAUAACAUCAGCAAUAAUUACACAAAAGUAUCGAUUUAUUAGAAAAACUAUUCUUAACGACAUUGAAUGAAAUUGAAAAGUCAGAAAAUGACUUCUUCGGCUUCGUCGGCGGACUCAAAACCGGACAAUUAUCAAAUCAAUGCUAAAAUAUGUCGCUUGGUGGAACAAUAUCCGUGCAUGUACGACCGUUCACAUCCACAUUAUUUGAAAAAAGAUGUUGUCGAUCAGGCUUGGGUGAAAAUCGCUAAAGAAAUGAAUGAUUCAAUACCGUCGUGCAAAGAACGUUGGCGUAAUAUACGCACAUCAUACGCCCGCUCGAUAAAUGUAAAUAAAAUACCGGCAAGCGCUAAUCGUACUAAGCCUUAUUAUCUGCACGAAGAACUUCAAUUUCUAUCGCUUCACAUAACACCCGGCAUACCUAUAUCCAGGCACUACAGAUUAACUCAUCAUAACGACAAGGUUGAUAUUCUGAAAAAUGCAACAGGUGGGGAGGAAUCAUUUGACAGUUAUGCUGCUACCAUGCGAGAUGAUGAAGAGGACAAUUGUCCCGACCGUGAUGAAGGUAGCAAGAGUGUAUCAAGUGAGAAAAUGGCCAAGAUACAACAAGAAAUGGAACAAGAAAUUAUUCAACAGGAAAGGCAACAACAACAACAAUCAAUUCCAAAGCCUAUUGUCCAAAUUGAAGAGGAAGAAACCGACGCAAUUAUAAACAACAGUAAUAGACGAAAUUCCAUAAAUUACGCAUGCGCGCCGCCGAAAAAGAGAUUG
Molecule: messenger RNA, 944 nt
Organism: Glossina fuscipes
Lineage: Eukaryota; Metazoa; Arthropoda; Insecta; Diptera; Glossinidae
Exons: 2
Biological process (GO): regulation of transcription by RNA polymerase II
Cellular component (GO): transcription regulator complex; nucleus
Source: RefSeq, a predicted model, not a curated record